UAUUAUAUCCAAUCCCAAACCCCAAUCGCCCAAAUCGUUGUUAUAGUUUUGCUCCUGAGUAUUAAAACUAUUUAAAUUUUUCAAACGCGUUCAGCCUCUUUUUGUACCGAAAAGUUGCCACUGUAGGAAAUCACUGAGCAGACAUACCUUGGAUACAAUGGAAAAUUUUGCAGAGUUAUUCAACCAGUUACAAACUGUCAUUAAUGUUGUCGGACAAAAUAUUAACUUCCCGCAAAUAGUUGUUGUUGGAUCUCAGAGUGAUGGGAAAAGUUCCGUACUGGAAAGUAUCGUCAAGAGAGGUUUCCUGCCACGCGGUACCGGUGUGGUCACACGCACCCCUGUCAUCUUGCAACUGAACAAUACUCAAUCCAGCAGUCCUAGCGCAGAAGGACUAGAAGAACACGCGGAAGUGAGUUAUCCCGAUCUGGAUAUGCCGAACUUGCAGAGCAAGGGGGAAGUCAUCACGGACUUCUCACAAGUUGCCGGAAAAAUUUUACAAGCCACAGAGCGCUUAGCCGGAAAGCAAAAGAAUAUUGUCGACAAACCGAUUACCGUCAAGCUGCAUUCUCCAUACGUUCCGGAUCUGACUUUAGUCGACCUACCUGGCUUGGUCGAGAAUCGCUCCGGAGACCAGCCCGAUAACAUAAAGGAACAAGUUGAGCAGCUUGUCAAAAGCUACGUACGAAAUCCAAAUGCAAUCAUCUUGGCUGUGCAUCCCGCCACUUCCGAUUUGGCUAAUUCGAAGAGUUUGAAUAUUGCACGGGAAGUUGAUCCUAAUGGUUCUCGAACUAUCUGUGUAAUAACCAAAUUGGAUAUUUCGGAUAAAGCUGACGAUAAAACUGACCUGUUGACCGGAGUGGAAAUAGCUAAUCAUCAUUCUAAAGUGCUACGAACCAUCGCUGUAAUAAGCCGGUCGCAAGCUGAUCUGAACAACAAAGGAUGGAGUAUGGCCGCUCAGUUGAGCAAAGAGGAAAGAUGGUUCAAAGAACACUACCCGAGGCUUGCGGAUCAGCAUGGUUCCCAGCGACUAUCCGAAUUUUUAUCUGCUGUUUUCCGUGAUCACAUACGCAAGUGUCUGCCAGCAUUAAAGGCAGCGGUUAAUGAAAUGGUUUCCGACAGUCAAAUGCAGUUGAGCGCACUGGGUGAAGAUGUACACAGCAAACUUAUGAAUUCGGAAGCCAGUCGUAAUCCACUGAUUCCUAAUCCCGGCCACGUGCUGGUGGUCAGUGUCAUCGACCAGUUUGUUAAUUAUUUCAAGGGAGCCAUUCAGGGAGAUGUCGAUCAGGGUAAUACCGAGGUGAAAGGUGGUUCGCGCAUCGAAGAGCUAUUUAAUGUAACUUACUGGGACGCUUUAACCGGUAUAGUUCCGCUGACCGGCACUAGCGAUCUGCAGGUCUGGACACAAAUACGUAACGCUUGGGGUACUGAGAGGCAAAUGUUUCUUAACAUCAAGGCAUUCCGAAUCCUGGUACAGCACGAAAUGGCCCGCAUGGAAUUUGAGAGUAUCCGUUGCGUUAAGUUAGCGUAUCAAGAAAUGCUGUCUAUUCGAAAUUCCGCUGGUCAGCACAUCGGGUACGUCAAAGAACAGUUUCCCAAAUUAUUUGAUCGCAUCGUGGAUAUCGUUUCACAACUAAUGGAGAUUCACUUGGAGGAAGCGAAAAAAAUGGUCUCGCAUGCUGUAAAGAUGCAGUUGGACUACCUGAACGUUAAACAUCCAGAUUUUGAAAAACCCGAAAAAGAGGCUAUGAAGCGAUUUAACGAAAUUGUGGCCCAGGUGGAGGACAGCAUGAACAACGACGGCAGCACCAAUGUCCACUUAGGAACUCCGGUCCCAGUGCGAAUUGCGCCGAUCCCACCCGCCCGACAAAUGCCAAAACCACCAUCAAAUGGCGUUGUUGUCAAUAUUGGUGGUCAAGUGUCCGCAUCCGGCGCACCGUACCCGCAUAUAGCUAACGGAAUAAAUGGGUCGUGGGAAGGAGAUACUCCAACAGAGUUAGAGCCGGUUCACAGCAAAUCGCGAUCGCUAACCAAACGAGAAAAAUUAGAAUGUGAUAUUACCGCACAGCUGGUGCGCGAAUAUUUUGAAGUUAUCCGACGCAUCGUCAGAGAUUCUGUCCCAAAGGUCAUUGUCCGUUUCUUGGUGAAUGCGGUUCGAGACGAGGUUUUGAAAGAAUUGAUGACAAGGAUUGCAAGUAGUCCUCAAGUUUACGCCCCUUUACUCGCAGAAUCGGAGGUAAUGGCCACAAAGCGCAAGAACUACAGUCAACGACUGGACGUUUUUCGUAAUGCAGCAGAAAUCAUCAAAGUUCUGGAAGCCAGUUAGAAGACUCCGGUCUUCAUUUGCAAAGCCCGGCAGCACAAGAUUUUUUUCUCUUUUUACCAGUAAUCAAAUUAUCAUACCUCAGUGCAUUCAAUAUUUUUCGUAAAAUGUGCAGAAUCUCACCAAAUCAGUUAUUUGUCAAAUAUAUAUUGGAACAAUAAACAGUGAUCAUAGUGUUACGAAAAUCGGAUAAGUUCAAAAAAUAAACCAAAACGGAUUAGCUAUAAAA
Paramacrobiotus metropolitanus is the source of this 2549-nucleotide messenger RNA. Its product is annotated as dynamin-1-like protein. NCBI's taxonomy places the organism in Eukaryota, Metazoa, Tardigrada, Eutardigrada, Parachela, Macrobiotidae. Gene Ontology annotation, cellular component: cytoplasm; microtubule; membrane. The record is from RefSeq and is a predicted model, not a curated record. Gene Ontology annotation, molecular function: microtubule binding; GTP binding; GTPase activity. The coding region runs from base 158 to 2323 and encodes 721 amino acids. The transcript is spliced from 12 exons.